Molecule: messenger RNA, 4791 nt
Organism: Symbiodinium natans
Lineage: Eukaryota; Dinophyceae; Suessiales; Symbiodiniaceae
Source: the annotation of a GenBank genome assembly
AUGCUGUGUCAAGUGGUGGGUAGAUAUGAUGCUUCCAGUGAGGCUGCCGCACUCGAAGCCAUUGAGAAACUGGAAGAGCAGGAACUCAACCCGCUACAACAACGAGCAUGCCACGAAGUGCUUCGUUCCUUUGUGGAGCAGGACGCACAAUAUGCCAAGUGGAUCUUGGCAGAUGUGGCAAGUGGGUAUCGCCAAGAUGAUAGGGCCGAAUGCAUCAAAAUCACCUCGGCUAACAUCACUAGCUGGAGGAAACCCAUAGCGGCAUGGAUACACGAACUAGGACCGGACCUGGUGGUGCUGCAGGAAACCCAUCUCAAGACAGAGGGUAUCCAGCAAGCCAUGAGCCAUUGCCAAGAUAUGGGAUACACCUUCAUUGGCAUGCCAGGCAGUACAAAAACUAAGGGUGUACAAGGAGGCCUGGCAGUGGUGGCACCCCGACAUAGGAACCUGCGAUACCUUACUGAGUAUGGGACAGGACCGGCGGGCUUCCUGGCAUGUGCCAUGAGAAAUAAAGGCUGGGAUUUGAUCAUCGUCAGUCUGUAUUUGGAGAGCGGGGUCGGAUUCCAGGCUCCAAACAAUAUCCAAGUACUGGCGAGACUGAUAGCCUUUCUCAAGGGCUGCAAAGUGCCAUAUAUGGUGCUGGGUGAUUGGAAUGAAGCCCAGGAUACCAUGAGGGGCACAACUCUGGCGACAGAAGUUGGUGGUGCAUUUGUUGGAGUGGGGGAACCAACGGCCCAAGGAUCGGACGAAAUCGAUUACGGGCUGGUUGCGAAAUGCUUGGUGCCCAUCCUUCAAGUGAAAACGGAUUGGGAAACCCCUUUUCGGCCUCAUGCUGCAAUGCAUUGGAGGGUGGCCCAACCGUGCAGUAGCCCUGAUGUUCCCCAGAUGAAGAAGGCGGGAGCACUGGUGACGGAGACUGUGGAAUAUGAACCAGUACAAAACACACAGAGCAUCAACAUCUUGGAUGAACCCAAGAUGGAAGAUGAGCUCAGUGAGACAUUUGCUCACCUGAGUGCCGGUGUGGAGAGGUCGAUCACAGGCCGAAUCGAUGGUAUGGGUGUGAAAUCGGAGAUUGUGCGUAAGAAAUUGGUGGUCAACAACCCGGAGAACGUUGUCUGGACGGGCAAGAGGGCGGCCUUUUGGAACCGGGUCCAACAAUGGGUCAAACAAGGCAGACAUCAUGGCGAUGCACAUCCGGUGGCGCGUCUGGUCCAACGCAGGCUCGGCGAGUAUUACGAGGGCGAUGCGCAGAACCAGGAGGAUAUGCUUGCGAGUAUCCUGGGCCGGGGUACGGACGCUAGGCUUGUUCUGAAGCGCAUCGACGAACAGCAAUGCUACGCGAGAAAGGCGGAUAUGGAGGAGACAGCCCACCAGUACAAGCAAUGGCUCAGUAAGGCCAUGGAAAAGGGCAUGCGACCAUUAUACAAUGCCUUGCGAAAAGAAGAACAAGUGGUACAAAGACCCUACAUGGAAUAUGACAUGCUGGAACGGCCACACAUUCGCCGAGACCACUGGGCGGCAGUGUGGACGACGGGCCAGCCGUUGGCAAAAUCGGCCUCGCUCAUGACGGAGCUUGAGGAUGCAGCCAAAAAACAAGCGGCCAGCGUGGAGCCGCUGAACCCUGUCGAGGUCAAGGCAAGGAUCAAAAAACUGGCACUAAAGAGCCCGGGGCCGGAUGGCUGGAGGAUUGACCAUUUGCAGGCCAUGGACGAUAAAGCAGUUGAAGCCGUUGUGUCCUUCUACCAUGAAUGUGAGGCCAAGGCAGCAUGGCCGCAGCAAAUGACAGUCUCCCUUAUAGCAAUGCUGCCGAAGAAUCUGACCCGGGAAAGACCAAUCGCCUUGCUACACAUCCUGUACAGGACUUGGGUCCGCCUGCGAUGGGAUUUGGUAAGUACUUGGCAGGCAGGCUAUGCCACAGCUGCCACGUACGACAAGGCAGUCCCAGGCAGUUGCUGCUUGGACGUGGCCGUCGGCAGACUACUGCGAAAUGAGGUGGCAAAGACAAAUGGAGUACAUGUGGUGUCACUCUUUGUGGACCUCGAGUCCUUUUUCGAUACCAUCCAAUUUCAGCAAUUGAUCAUGGCAGCAACGGCCCUGCAAUAUCCACCGCUUAUCCUGAAGAUGGCACUGGAAGUGUACAUGGGUGCCAGAUACUUGGUGGCGGAUGGGGUGCUAUCGGCAGGCAUCAGAGCUACAAAUGGCGUGCAAGCGGGUUGCCCAGCGGCGCCAUCGUUAGCAAAGGUGGCACUGCACCCGGUGAUAGACAAGAUCCAAAGGCGACGAGAUGUGGCAAACGUGGACUGUUGGUUGGAUGAUGUCUCAAUUGACAUCCAGCAUAAGUCCUUUAAACACGUGGCGGAUAGUGCCAUACGGGUCUACCGCAGCUUAAAGGACGGGAUGGAUGCUAAUGGUUUCACGAUUUCAUCCAAGAAGACGGGGUUUGUGGCCAGCAGUACCCAGGCGAGCAAGCACCUGCGUGAACUCCUGCUGCCUCAUGAGCCACAGGUGUACGACGUGAUGCGUGACCUGGGCGUUGACAGUACAGGGGGGCGAAAGCGUCGCUUGGUGACGUCGGCAACGCGGGCCAAGAAAGCCCGUGCGAGACAUAGCAAACUGUCUAGGCUGGGGCCGCCGCCCAGCACUAAACUCCGCGUGGUCAAGGCAGCGAUCACAUCAGUUGCUUUGUGGGGGCACCCCUCUGUGGGGGUUUCACCCAAAAGAAUGAAAUGGCUCCGAACAGUGGUAGGAAAACACCUGGGUAAAUACAAGCUUGGGAGUUUGGAAACCAUCUUGGACAUGGGAGCCAAGAAAUGCCAGGAUCCAAAGCGCACAAUCCACAAGCAGCAUUUCAAAGUGGUGGCCAAAGUUUUCCGUGCAUGGAUCGGUGGCGGAAAAGCCCACUUUGACUUGGCCUGGAAAACCACUUGGAAGAGGUUGAGUGCGGCCAAACACCACUGGCCACUGGUCACGGGGCCGAUGGCUGCAACCAUGGCGUACUUACUGGAUCUGAAGGUAGAUGCCAGUGACCCAGGCAAAUGGAAGAGAGGUAGUGUCCUCAACGUUGAUUGGACCCAGCCACGCAUGGGUAGCCUCGCCUACAAAUGGCUUGAGGGAUUCCUGGAGGAACAGAAGCGGGCUGCGAUAGCGCGACAGGCAGGUGGCGCUGGUGCCCAAGAGGGGCUGGAUUGGACGCCGCAUCACAAGUUGACGAAGCUGGGAGGCCUAAGCCCAGGCCUUAUGGAAGGUAUAAAGUCAGUGUGGCACGCGGGCGUCAUCACGGAGUCCAAGCCAGGAUGCUUUGCAGCAGAUGCAAAAGUGGAAGCGGAAGGCUUGAUCUUCGCCACUGACGCAAGUGGAGGUCCAGGAGGAAUAGACCCACGUGUACAAACAUCAGCCCUCGCAGUGGUGGCUCUGUCCUGGACAAAAGGUGUCCUGGUGGAAGCCGGACGGAUUACAGAGCUGGUCUACCCGUGGCAGCCGGUGGUGGACAUGGAGCACCGUGCACUUUUCCGACUAAUGGAGCACACGGAGGAUCUGAUUGAUGUCACUAUGGAUUGUAAGCCGGCAGUCCAAGUGCUACAAAAAACACAACCGCCGGAGGAUGACCUGGAAUGGAGCAAAGUGUGGAAUGACAGGAAACGUAUCAAGGCAACCUGGGUCCCGUCCCACAAAACUGAAGAGGAAUUCCUGGCGAAGAUGGGGCCGGGCACGUUGUGGCGGCGUGCAGCGAAUGACAUGGCAGACAAAGUAUGUGGUGCAGUUGCGGCGGCUGCUUACAGCCCAGCGCACAAGAGGCGUGUCAAAGAGUUGGACAAUGUGGUGCGCACACUUUCCCUAGCGUACGGCGCACGCGCAGCCCACAUAUUGAGGACGCGCAAAGAAGAAAACUUCCCCUUCAUCCUGGACCAUGCCCAUUACAAAGAGAAGAUGGAGGUGGUCUUGGAACAGUACUGCGUCAACCAGCCGGAGGCCAGACACCCGGAGCAGCCUUGGGAUAGGGAAGAGGAGAGUGCUUCGGAAUCUCCGGUGGGUCCGGUACGCCUACGGGAGAGAGGAGAAGACAGAGCGGCCUCGCACCAAGCUGAGGGUGUCAAUACAGAGCAAGAGGCAAGCGAGCCUCGUACAGUCACGCUGGCGGAAGGGCCAGGAUAUGCUCUGGAUCGGCUAUGGGUCAUGAAACUGGCGAUGGAACCCCAGAGCUUUGGCAACGAAGCAGGGUAUGGGGAACAAUUCCCCACCCUGGUCACCAGGACCCUGUGGGCAGGAUGGAUUGGAGUCCUUUUCGACGAAGCGGUGGAGGGUUACUGCCACCACUACUUCUAUGGAAGUAUCAUCCGCAGGGCAGAGCUGUUCAACACAUGGUGGCAGGAAAAUCGCCAUGAAGCCGGGAUCCUCAGACAGUCCCUGUUUUACCUGGUGGCUAUAACGUCAUGGCUGACCAUGCAAGGAGUUGCUCUAUCGGAUGUCACGGUGAGCAACGUUGGGCGCGACCCAAUGUCAGGAUCGUUACCACGGGCAGUGUUCUUUGACACGGCGGAGUGGACGACGCUGCAGGAGGAUAGAUACAAGCUAUCAAGCGGCCUUGUACGCCUCCUGGAGAAGUAUGAUGAGGAGCUACUGGCAACCAUACGUGGAUUGGUCAGAACGUACGACGGCAAGGCCAGCGCGCUUUGGAUGGCGUGCGUAGGCAAUGUCGGGCCAUUUGCCCAGCACCUGCUGGAUGCCGGGAUUGCAAAACCUUUCGGUUCCGGCAACAGAGAUCCAGAAAAUCACGCUGGGCAUGCCACAUGA